This is a messenger RNA of Hippocampus comes (tiger tail seahorse), 2845 nucleotides long. It is a transcript of the gene rnd3a, whose product is annotated as Rho family GTPase 3a. Gene Ontology annotation, biological process: small GTPase-mediated signal transduction. The record is from RefSeq and is a predicted model, not a curated record. Bases 148 to 879 code for a protein of 243 amino acids. Lineage: Eukaryota; Metazoa; Chordata; Actinopteri; Syngnathiformes; Syngnathidae. The transcript is spliced from 5 exons. Gene Ontology annotation, molecular function: GTP binding; GTPase activity.
CCGGAUACGUUCCCACCGGCUUCGAGCAGGCGCAGACAACUCCGGGAGUUCGUCAGCGAGGCGUGUCAAACAUCCGCACGCACCAAAACGUGGGCUGUUUUUUUGUUUGUUUGUUUUGAAAUCAUUGUCACUCCCCGGCGGGAAUCAAUGAAGGAAAGACGUCCGUCUCAGAAACUCUCCGUGAAAUCCGCCAUGGAUCCUAGUCCGAGUGUGAAGUGUAAGAUUGUGGUGGUGGGAGACAGCCAGUGCGGGAAGACCGCGCUGCUUCACGUGUUCGCCAAGGACUGUUUCCCAGAGAGUUAUGUCCCCACUGUGUUUGAGAACUACACGGCCAGUUUUGAAAUCGACACGCAGAGGAUUGAACUCAGCCUGUGGGACACCUCAGGUUCUCCAUACUACGACAAUGUGAGGCCUCUCUCGUAUCCAGACUCAGACGCGGUGCUCCUGUGCUUUGACAUCAGUCGCCCCGAAACCCUCGACAGCGUUCUGAAGAAGUGGAAGGGGGAGAUCCUGGAGUUUUGUCCCAACACUAAGAUGCUGUUGGUUGGCUGUAAGUCAGACCUACGCACUGACCUGAACACACUAGUCGAGCUCUCGAACCACCGGCAGACCCCCGUGUCUUAUGACCAGGGCUCCAGCAUGGCCAAGCAGAUCUCUGCGCCCUACAUCGAGUGCUCGGCUCAGCAAUCAGAGAACAGUGUGCGGGACAUUUUCCACGUGGCCACCCUGGCCUGCGUCAACAAAAAUGGCAAAAAUGUCAAGCGCAGCAAGACCGCCCGCGCCACUAAGAGGAUUUCACACAUGCCUGGCAGACCCGACCUAGCAGCUGUAGCCUCAGACCUCCGCAAGGACAAGGCCAGAAGUUGCUCUGUCAUGUGACUGAUCAAACUGAGGGGAAAUAGACUGACGGGAUGGGGGACUGAGCAUGGAGCAAGCAGGAAGCUACGGGGAACGCCUCUUUCCUGUGGGAGAAAGACCAGUUUUGUGCCUGGAAAGGAGCAUUAUAAGAUUCAAUUCAUGUACAAGUUCCCGGAACACGCUGCACCAAUGACAAGUCAAAGUCGCGUCCCGCUCUGCACGGCCCCCUCCCGGGCUGUCGAGGAAGUUAUCGGUCAGCGCGCUACCUGCUCGGGAAGUGGGUUACUUCCUGCUUCCUGCAGGAGAACAAAGCGGAUGCAGGCCACGCCCACAGGAGCUAAAUUAGAAAAGUGAUGUCAUUGGAACGCUCAGAAGAACGUGUGACAUCGUGAUGAUGGCUACUGUUGGGUGGGGUCGCCACUAAAAAUGGCAAAGAAUUGCUGAUGUGGUUGGCGCUGGGCUUCAGAGCAACACAUUGUCAAUUCGCGGCAGCGCGGCACAAUGAAGAUGCUGUUCGUCCCGUCUGCGAUAUGUUGUCUAAUGUGAAGUCAUUGGUGUAGAACAGCAUCACUUUCCCAUGAUGGGGUUGUUCUGGAAAUUGCAUGUCUCCACUAGGGUUGGGUGGUCGAAGAAAUGUUUGGUAAAAUGAAGAGUCGAUUAGUGAUCAAUUUCAAAUUUUGAUUUAUUUCAUAUUCGUUUUAAAUGGCCAAGGGAAAAAUGCUAAAGGAGGCAUGUUUUCCAAAUGGUCUGAAAUUAGAAAUCAUAUAAUGUUCCAACAAUUUUUAUUACUCAACUCAACAUGACCCCAGGGGGGUCAAACUAAUUCUUGCCGCGGGCCACAUCAUAGUUAUGAAGUUGUCCAUUAUGACUGUGAAACCCAUAUCAAUGUAUGAUUGCCUUAUGUUAUCACACAGGCACAACACAUUGAUUGAUAACUAGUUUUGAAAUCAGAAAAUUUAACAAAGUAGAGCCACUCACUGAGACUAUGAAGUAAAUUUUCUCACUUUUACGCCCCUCAGCCUCAGGAUUUUUUGAGAGCAACUUAGUGGCAACUGCAAUCUCCCAAUAUGCCAAAGAUAAGGGGAUGCUCCAGCCUACAGGGUCCAUUCAUCUUUCCAUCCCCCAUACACCAGUCUUUUCUGUCAGCAGAUAUUUACCACACCAUUCGUUAUGUGUUAGUCCUACACCAAACUUGGCCAUCUUGCUGUUGACUUUUUUUUUUUUUUUUUUUUUUUUUAAGGUUUUGUUGGCAGCCUAUUUGACAGCUGACUAGUUGGAUUUCGAAGCUGCCAAAUUGGGAAAUCCAUAAGUUAAGUCUCAAUUGCCUCAAGAACAAAAACAAAUAUAUUAAAUUACAGCCCUGUGUCAAGGUCUAGCAAAAUAUGCAAUGAUUCUUUUAAAACAGAGGGUGGUAUAUAUAUUCAUGGUGUGUGUGGACUGUGGUCAGUCAUCGCCAAGCCAACCUUGUAAAAGACAAAUACCAUUUAGCCUACAAGUCCCAAUCAAGAAGGUGUUUUUGUUGUUGUUGUUUUUUACUAUACUAACAAUUAACAUUGGCAAUGUCGUUUGCGGUCAGUAGCAAUGCAUUAAGUGGCUCUUUGACGACAGUUGACCAAAGAGGCAUCUUUUAUGGAAGGCUAUGUCUCUUGGUUGCUAGCUUAGCCAAUUGAUUUCAGUUUUCCAUGUGCUACUAGCCACUGGUGUAUAUUAAGAUGAUCUUACUAUAAAGUCAUCAAGGGUUGACUUCCCACCUCCAGAAGAGAGCAGCUAGUGCUAAUGUUGCCUUAAUGUACAGCGCUGUUAGCAUCUUAGUUUGGUUAUUAGUCAAGGUAACAAAACUAAGAUUUGUUCUUGCGUCUUAGUUUUUAUUUGCGCCCAAAGACACCCUGCUGUACAUGUUUUAAUCUGCGUCAUCAGGGUCGACGUUAAAACAUGUCAACGGGUUGACGCCCAGUUUUGAAGCCAUGCAAUUUAACUGUUUGGGAAA